Molecule: messenger RNA, 1539 nt
Organism: Colletotrichum graminicola M1.001
Lineage: Eukaryota; Fungi; Ascomycota; Sordariomycetes; Glomerellales; Glomerellaceae
Product: G-patch domain-containing protein
Exons: 5
Coding region: 1-1539 (512 amino acids)
Biological process (GO): mRNA cis splicing, via spliceosome
Cellular component (GO): precatalytic spliceosome
Molecular function (GO): RNA binding
Source: RefSeq, a predicted model, not a curated record
AUGCCAGCGCCGCCCCCUCCACCUCCGCCGGCGCGAGGCGGCCUGUCCCUUUACGCGAACCUCCUCGACCCGGCCGCCGACUCCUCCCCGGCCACCAUUUCGAGCGCGCCAGUCCGCUACAAUCAGGAUGGCACCGUCGCCGACGCAAAAGAUGAGGUGGCAGCGAAGAAGCUCAUAGACCCAUCCCUUCGCUUCCAGCCCAUCCGCAGGCCGCAGGCCAAAACGGCAAAACCAAAGCCGUCCUUCCCCAAAAAAAUCCCCGGCGCGAACGCCUCAGCAACAGUAGCGACUGCGACAACACCGUCGUCCGCCUCCGCGCCCUCUGUAGCGGCCCCGCAACAGCCCCCGCCGCCAAAGAGCACCCUCGCCGACUGGGCUGUCACCGAAGAGGACGAGUGGCGGUACACGGCGAACGCGGGCGGCGAUAAGUCCCACCAGCGCGGCGGUCGUCGGAAGAAGAAGAAGAAGGGACACAACGACCAGCCCGCCGAGACGAACUGGGACGACAUCUACGACCCGACCAAGCCCACAAACGUCGAGGAGUACCUCCGUAGCGAUGAGCGCAUCCGCGAGGUGCAGGAGUGGAAGAGGCUGCUCUACCGUCACCGGAAACGCAGGAGCUCGAGUGAAGACAGCGAAGACGAGCCCGCCCGAAGGCCGGCAAUGAACCAGUUCGCGCCGCCGCCCGAAUACUCCUUCGUCCCUCCGCCCCCGGCCUCCCCACCACUGGCUUCCGCAGCAUCGGAUGCGGACGACACAACCGGAGACGACACCUACGCCCGCCGUCUAGGCCUCUCCGGAGCAGCACCGCCACCUCCCACCGACGCUAGCCUUCCUCCUCCGCCGCCCCCGCCGGACGCGGCAACCAUAUCCCGCGCCCCCGUUCGCUACAUCCCUUCUACAGAACCGAAAAUGGUAGCAGAAGAAGGCUCCGACCGAGACUCCUCUCCUCCGGCCCUGGGCCUCGGCGCCACCCCCGCCGCCGCCGAUGACGAGCCGCCGGCCCCGCGCUCCUCCCGCCCAGGCCAAGCCGGCUUCGCCCAGCGCCUCAUGAGCAAGUACGGCUGGACAAAGGGCUCGGGUCUCGGCGUCGACGAGUCCGGCAUCGUUAACCCGCUGCGGGUGCAGGUCGAGAAGCGUAAGAAGAGAUCUGAUGCCGAAGGUGGCGGCUGGGCCGAGCCCGCAAACCGCGCCAAGAUCCUUGGCGGAAGGCGCAAGAACGACGGCGAGGGAGGCAAGUUCGGCGGGCCCAUGAGCGAGGUCAUUGUGUUGCAGCAGAUGCUGGACAACAUGGAGGACUUACAGGGUGAAAUUGCGAACGGCCUGGGGCAGGAGAUUGGGGAAGAGUGUGGCGAAAAGUACGGUCGAGUAGAGCGCUUGUACAUCGACGUUGAGAACCGCCAGGUCUUCAUCAGGUUUACGGACCAGGUUUCGGCGCUUCGUGCUGUCAACGAACUGGAUGGACGAGUAUUCAACGGCAAUACCGUGGUGCCCAAGUUCUAUGACACAGAAAAGUUCGAGAGGGGGGUCUACAGAUAA